GUUUCCGGGGGUUUUCUUCAAUCAAUAUGGGUGGUAAUCAUGUCAGCGCUUUGGAAUUUUUGCCGGAUUUUGUUUUCUUCUUUCACUUCUUGCCUGUAUUGUCAAGAGAUUGAGCUUGUUCGUUUUUUGUUAGUUUAAUUGCUAUUACCUAUCUUUGCUUACCGAAAACACCUAGGUGUAUCCACCUUGACGCAUAUCGACAGAUUCAUCACAUAGAGUGUCCCAAAGCAGCCGACUUGUCCGCGACAGAGGCCGUCUGUGAUCACGAUCCUUCAGCUCUGUGCAGACAUCACAAUCGUUAGCAGAUAGUAUCACGACAAAAGGAGGCCUGUCAAUACUGUUUCACUUGACAACCUGAGGUGUCAAGAACAACCAGCAGGAGUGACAACAAACAAACAACCCAAAGAGAGGGAGCAAACCGAAGAGCAGGCAUAAUAGCACCAGGCAUCGCCGCCGCCAUGGUGUUGCCAACACUCGUCCUGUCCCUAGCGGCCCUCGCCGGCGUCGCGUCGGCGCAGAGCAUGGUGUUCAUCAACCCUCCACCUCAGGGCAGCGAGCCGAACCCGGACAACUUCCCCAAAUUCCAACAGGGGAGCACGGUGACGGUGCGGUGGACAAAGGGCCCGGCUGGCAAGGCCAUGAGCCUUACUCUGUGGCAGCUGGAUCAAAAAACGAUGCAGUUCUUUGGAGAUAUAGAGUAUUUGAGUCAAAACUUCAUCGACAAAGAUUCGUACUCGUGGCUGGUAGCGACGAGGAAAGACCUCAAAAAGUCCAACCUCUUCUACUUUGCCAUCUUCCAAGAGGGAUCCGUGAGAUCCGACUCCAACAGCCAAUACUUCAACAUUACCGUUCCCCCUGACGCACCGCAGACCAGCUCGACGACCAGUGCAGUUUCGACCAGCGCGAAGACCAGGGCAGCGACCACCUCGGCGACCCCCUCGGGAACGACACCCGCCGCCGGGGCCGUGACAUCCACCCCGGCUGCCGAGCAGGGCGAGAGCAGCAACCAAGACUCCGGGCUGAGCAUGGGGGCCAAGAUCGGCAUCGGCGUCGCAGUGCCGCUGGUCGUGCUGGCGGCCAUAGGCGUUGGCGCGUGGCUGUGGUUCAGGAGGCGCAAAGAAGCUGACAGCGCGGUUGGGCAGCCCAUGUUGGGGCCGAGCGGCGGAGGGCCCGGGGCAGGAGGGAUGCUCGAAGCUGGCGGCGGCACCAGGUACAACCCGUCCGAGUUCCCAGGGUCGCCGUCGGCCAUGACGACGACAACAGCGGCGGCGGCCGGGACGCCAUCGCAGUGGGUGCCGGCGACGGCGACGACGCCUGGGUACUGGAGCAGUGGUGGAGCGGCGGGGGCCGGGGGAGAGGAGGCCAACAAGUUCAUGAUGGGUGGGUACUACCAGCCGCCGCCGGCAGAAAUGGGUCCCGGAUCUCCGAGGCCGACGGAGAUGAGCGCCAUGGAGGCGCCGAGGAGGGAGGUGUAUGAGAUGCCGACACCGGAACCCAACUCCGCGGUUCCGAGGUAGCGUUUUCUGGGUGCUUGGGGGUUUGCGAGCGUGUAGCGAUGUUGUUAGCGAAAAGGAAGAGGAGUUGAGGGGUGGGUUCUCUUCUUCCGACCUUGUUUUCUUGCCUUGUUCCAUUCUGCUUGGAUCUUACUGGUUGAUAAUAGCAUCUUUAGACUUUUUUUUUCAUGUUUAUACCCGUUAAUAUACGAUUCAUUCACUAGUUCUAGGCUCUAGUCAAGAUCGGUUGCUUGC
Molecule: messenger RNA, 1748 nt
Organism: Pyricularia oryzae 70-15
Lineage: Eukaryota; Fungi; Ascomycota; Sordariomycetes; Magnaporthales; Pyriculariaceae
Exons: 2
Coding region: 459-1517 (352 amino acids)
Source: RefSeq, a predicted model, not a curated record